AUGGCCACACGAACCGGAGGUGAAGCGCGCUCCGCGCCCCCAUCUACUGAUCCACGUUUUCUGCUCAUGCGGAAGCUUGAGCUCGAGAAGCGUAGAGCGUUGGACGUUCCCACCGCUGAGAAGUCGCAAUUGUCCUCGUCCGAUAUCGCGCGUCACGAUGCUCCAUUCGUUCCUACGGCAUUUUCUGUGGAGCACACAAAGUCCGGUGUCCCAGGCGCGAAGGUCGUGGCCGCGGAGCGGCAAGCCGAGCGGAGGGAGGCAGAGUUACGUAGUCAGGCACAGCUACGUGUAAGGCUGGCCGCAGCGAAGAGGGUUGCUCUGCAAGAUUCUGCGACCAGGACGGGCGGUAGUGCGCACAUCGGGAUCGACGGCCCAUCUUCCAUCGACGAUGACAAAGAUCUCAAGUCGCAGGAGCUAGCAUUGAAGACCAAAUUAAGGGCCAGGAAGACUUGA
Messenger RNA from Dichomitus squalens LYAD-421 SS1, 453 nucleotides. RefSeq lists its product as uncharacterized. Lineage: Eukaryota; Fungi; Basidiomycota; Agaricomycetes; Polyporales; Polyporaceae. The transcript has a single exon. The record is from RefSeq and is a predicted model, not a curated record. Bases 1 to 453 code for a protein of 150 amino acids.